This is a messenger RNA of Annulohypoxylon truncatum, 2317 nucleotides long. Its product is annotated as ankyrin repeat-containing domain protein. Lineage: Eukaryota; Fungi; Ascomycota; Sordariomycetes; Xylariales; Hypoxylaceae. The transcript has a single exon. Gene Ontology annotation, molecular function: protein binding. The record is from RefSeq and is a predicted model, not a curated record. Bases 68 to 2083 code for a protein of 671 amino acids.
GGCUGCCCAGUUCCCUCGAUGCCUCAGUCUUCCUGUGUGUUCGUACGACAGCAAAAAAAAAAAAAACAUGGCAACAUUCAACUCACUGCCUAAUGAGAUCCUAACAAUAAUUGCCGAUUUCUUUCCAUGCCGGUCAGUUCUUAGCCAGAGCCAAUAUUUAGGAACGCUAGCUCUCACAAAUCGACGCUUAUAUCAACUUGUGAAUCCAAUUUUAUAUGCCCACAACAGGGAUAAAGACCACUCAAGCGCGGUCAUAUGGGCAGCCAGGCACGGGCGAAUCGAGACGCUUGAGAAGGCACUCUUCUUUGGCCUAAACUUCAAUUGUCGGGAUGAUGAACGCUUAUCAUGUCUCUGCAUUGCGGUUAUUCACAAGCAAGAAGCCACUGUGACUUGGCUUCUGAACCACGGGGUCGGUCCGGAUGUUGAGCCAGUCAUCGAACGUUUCCGUGCUGUUGACCGGAGAUUCUCUCCCUUGUUUCUCGCGCUGAAAACAGCCCAGUCUUCGGUGGCUUGUCUAUUACUUGAGAGAGGCGCAUUCUUUUGGUUCGCCCAACUUACUGACUUCGAUGAUCCAUAUGAAGAACCAAAUGGUCAGCCUAUAUUGAGUCCGGCCACACACUAUGCCUCCUUCUUCGGCCUAAUCCCUGUUGUAAGGUUCUUAGUACAGCACAAGGGUGUAGACAUAAACACCCGCAACAGUGAAGACGAGAUAUGUCUGCAUCACGCAAUUAGGGGGAGACAGAACCGAGCAGUAAUUGACGAAUUAAUUCUGCUUGGUGCUGAUAUUAACCAUAACGGUACAUCAAGUCUCCUAUGCUUGGCUAUCGAGAUCUGCAGCUACAAACACGCGCACUGGUUGAUCGACGCCGGAGCACGCAUCGAUGUUCCCCCAAGAGGAAGACCAGCACCAAUCCAUAUGUGUACCUGGAGGCCGUUAUAUCUUUUGGAGGACCAGCAAUCCGACAAAUACACUUUGCUAGAGAGGCUCAUUAAUCUCGGCGCCGAUGUGAAUGGGUUCGAUCUGGAAAACCAAUCCAGAACACCACUAGGAGAAGCAUGUCUCCAUGGCACUGUUACAGCAGUGUCCAUGCUGCUCCAAGCCGGCGCCGAGGUGGACCUAGACAUCGGGGAGGGGAAACGACCACUAGAUUCGUUACUGGCAUUAUGCCAUGCAGAGGAGAAACAAUCGAAAGAGACGCAUCAAAAGAUCCUUCUCCUGAUAAAAAAUAAAGCUCGGCUCGACUCGCGUACUUGGCAGAAUAUGUCGCCCCUUGAACAUGAACUCGUAUGGUCCAUGAAGCAUGACAAUAGCAAACGACUCGCUUUUAUGCUCGGCUCAGCGACAAGCCAGAAUCUAUCAACCGAACAUCUCGACAGCUUGUUAGAAACUGCCAUUGAGGAGAGGUCUUUCACAUGCUGCAGAGUGCUUCAAGAGUAUGGGGCAAGAAUGCAGAGUCCUACCAAUUCAAUAAUUUCCUGGGUUGAAGAGGCACUCCAAGACCGAUUAGCUAAAAGGGGCAUUUUUAGAACGCAAAACUCAGACUUUCGGUGUUUUAUAGCUAUGGCAAUAAAUCUCAGCUCAGGGUUCGAUGACGAAACCAAAAUGUUUAUAAAAGCUUUGAACUAUGAGGACAGGGAAGCGGCUGACGUUUUCCUGAGUCGUGGCAUGGUCGGACGGCGUCCGGGUUGCUAUGACCCGAACGAAUGGCUCCAAGCAGCCGCUGCAUGGGGUCAUUUAGGGGUCCUGCGUAGGCUGCUUCAAGGCUCACCAAACGUCAAUGGUUUCGAUGAUUGGAAUAUGCUACCUCUGUCGCGGGCCAUUGAGAUCGGAAAUCGGGAAGCAGCAAUUUUACUAAUGGAACACGGGGCGGACGCAUUCAAAAGUAAAACAGUCCAGGUUGGUCAGGAGACGAGAGGAACUCUAAAACCUAUACAACUUGCACUCCGGUAUGGGGAAAUUGAAAUUCUCAAGGCUAUCUUGGAUAAGCAGCAAGGGUCGCUUACAGAAGAGGAGGCUUGGGUUCCUGCUGUACUAGCAUCUGCUCCAGAGAUUGCCGAGAUUGUCAGCAUGGAGCUUUGCUAACCUAAGCGCUCGUUUUAGGAUGUUGGGAACUUCUGUCGAUACAUUCAUUGCCUGGGUGACUCUAGUAUUUUCUAUUCUACUGGUUUAAUCCUGGUUUGGCUUAUGAUUCUUGAGACCUAACAUAUCUCUAUAAAUAUAUGUCGUUAAUCAGCCAUAUCGUAUGUGAACAUAUAUUUCAGCAAUUUUUAGCAAGUGUUGUUUUAACAUUAGCACUUUGUCUAGAUUAUACAAAUU